AUGUUUGUGACAAGAAGAGUUUUAUCAUCGAUUUGUCAUAGUGAGAAUCGACAGUUUAUCUCUUUACUUUAUUCAUCGAAAAUGUUUUCAUCCACGACAUCGACAGUUGGUUCCACAUUAUUUACAUUGUCAGAAUCACAUACGAUGUUAAGACAAACUUGUCGUGAUUUUGCUGAACGUGAAUUAAUGCCAAUUGCCGGUGAUUUAGAUAAAAAACAUCAGUAUCCAAAAGAACAAAUCAAAAAAUUAGGUGAACUGGGUUUGUUGUGUGUGGAGGUAGACGAGAACAUAGGUGGAUCAGGAUUAGAUACAUUGGCAUACGCAAUUGCAAUGGAAGAAAUAAGUCGUGGAUGUGCAAGUACUGGUACAAUUAUGUCUGUAAAUAAUGUAGGACCAAUUAUGAAAUAUGGAAAUAAAAAUCAGAUUAAUGAAUUUGCAGCUCCUUUUUUAAAUGGUGAUCGUGUUGGAUGUUUUGCUUUAUCAGAACCAGGUAAUGGAUCGGAUGCGGGUGCCGCAAGUACAGUUGUGACAGAUAAAAAUGGAACACAUUAUGUGAUGAAUGGAACAAAAAGUUGGAUAACUAAUGGAUAUGAAUCAGAAGCAACGAUAGUUUUUGCCACAACUGAUAAAUCAUUAAAACAUAAAGGAAUCAGUGCAUUUCUCAUUAAAAAACCAAUUCAAGGAUUAACACUAGGAAAAAAAGAAGAUAAAUUAGGUAUACGAGCGACUUCAACGUGCAAUCUUAUAUUCGAUGAUUGUGAAAUACCAAAGGAAAGUUUAUUGGGAAAAAAAGGUGACGGAUUUAAAAUUGCAAUGGUUACGCUUGACGCAGGUCGUAUUGGAAUAGCAUCCCAAGCACUUGGCAUAGCUCAAGCAGCUUUAGAUUGUGCAAUUGAUUAUGCAACUAAACGUCAGGUAUUUGGUAAAUCAUUGACAAAUAUACAAACCAUCCAAAUGAAAUUAGCUGAUAUGGAAAUGCGAUUGCAAUCUGCACGUUUAUUAACAUGGAAAGCAGCUGCAUUAAAAAUGAAUGGUGAAAAUUAUUCAAAAUGGGCAGCGAUGGCCAAAUUAUCUGCCAGUGAAUGUGCCACGUUUAAUUCACAUCAGUGUAUGCAAAUAUUGGGUGGUAUGGGAUACGUCAGUGAUAUGCCUGCCGAACGCUUUUACCGUGAUUCGAGAAUAACUGAAAUUUAUGAGGGUACAAGUGAAAUUCAACGUCUUGUUAUUGCCGGCAAUCUUCUAAAAGAACAUGGUGUUUAA
Messenger RNA from Didymodactylos carnosus, 1260 nucleotides. The record is from the annotation of a GenBank genome assembly. Lineage: Eukaryota; Metazoa; Rotifera; Eurotatoria; Philodinida; Philodinidae.